UCUUACAGAUUCCGGAGACAAUGGGAGUGAGAGAAUGCCAAGUAGCUGGCAAAUUUCUUGUAAUCAACGAACUUGAAGACGUGUACGACUCUGUCACGGGUCGAGCACUCACCGGGUCAUGGGUCUGGGGCUCGGCCCUGGUCUUGUCCGAGUGGAUGGCCACGAAGGGCCGAGACCUGUUCCACUUCCAGGACAAGACCGUCCUCGAGCUCGGCGCCGGCGUGGGUCUCCCCGGCUUGACGGCGGCUCUGCUCGGCGCGAGCCGAGUCGUGCUCACCGACACUGCGCCGCUCGUCCCUGCGCUGGUGAAGAACGUGGAAGCUAACGGACUCCAGGACCGAGUCGAAGUGAGGGAACUCGUCUGGGGGUCGGACGAGUUCCCGAGUCGACCAGGAGACUUGGGCGAGUUCGACUUGGUUUUGAUGUCGGACGUGUUCUACGACGCCGAGGAGAUGGCAGGGCUGGCGAAGACGCUGAAACGAGUGUGUGGGAAAGAGACCGUUGUUUGGGCGGCGAGCGAGGUUCGUCCAUGGACCGCUGAGUGCCUCAGCGUGUUGGCGUGUCAGGGUAUUGGAGUCGUUGAGUGGCCGAGUCCACUCGGUCGAGAAGAGGGUUUGGAUUUGUCCGCCGUUUUCCAUCUGAUUCUACCGAAUGAGGAUACCGACGUGGAAGCCAUGGGUCGCACCUUAUUCCUGAAAAAACUGAGGAAGCUUCAGGAACAUAGAAAAUCAGAUUGUCCUCCCACUCUCGGGCUUUGUGAAGAAUGAACAGGCAAUAUUCUAUUAGCUGCGCAAAGGCACGUGUGACAUCUCAGUAUGACAAUAUUUUGUGUACUCCUAUAAUAGGC
Molecule: messenger RNA, 847 nt
Organism: Alnus glutinosa
Lineage: Eukaryota; Viridiplantae; Streptophyta; Magnoliopsida; Fagales; Betulaceae
Exons: 2
Coding region: 21-767 (248 amino acids)
Source: RefSeq, a predicted model, not a curated record